This is a messenger RNA of Miscanthus lutarioriparius, 954 nucleotides long. NCBI's taxonomy places the organism in Eukaryota, Viridiplantae, Streptophyta, Magnoliopsida, Poales, Poaceae. The record is from the annotation of a GenBank genome assembly.
AUGGCUGCCACUUCUUCCUUUGGCGACGAUGCUGACCUCAUGGUUGCCGACGACCUGUACUUGAUAGCAGUUUGCCAAGGAAUAAACAACCAAGCAGACGCCAUCGGGCUCAUGGCGAUAUCCGACGAGGAGUACGCCGCGGAACUCCAGCUCCAAGAGGUGAUUGUUUCCUCCGCCAUGGCGGUGAUUGUUAAUUCUGGCAUGGCAGCGACUGCAGCACAAUCAUCGCUCAGGCCGCAGCUUGAUAGCGCCGUCGUCGUGCACACUGCCAACAAUGACACAGCAGCUGCUGAGACGCCCGUGCUUGCCGUAGCUGAGUAUAGCUGCUCCUCCUCCUCCUCCUCCUCGCCUCCGCCACCUCUUGCAGUUGCAGCCCCUGCCACCGGGGAAGACGACGCAACUGCGGUGGCAACUUGCAAGAUAUGCCUGGACUACGUGCCACCGUCGCACGUGCACCACUCAAGUCGCGGCUGCGCACACGCCUUCUGCACAGCCUGCCUCUCCGGCUACAUCAGUGCAAAGACCCAAGGCGGCCGCAUCUCCAACGUCAAGUGUCCGGGGGACGGGGAGGACUGCUGCAACGUCCUUGACCCCGAACUCUUGCAAGGCAUCAUAUCCGGCGAGGCUUUCGAGGCCCUGUGCGCCGCACUGUGCAGGUCUAUGGUGGAGGGGGCCGGCAACUUUUGCUACUGCCCCUUCAAUGACUGCUCCGAGAUCUUGGUGGACGAUCACGGCGGCGAUGUGCCGGAGUCGGACUGUGCCGAGUAUGGGCAAUUAGCACCUGGGGACAAGGGGAAGGAGGACUUAGUGGUGCUGGAGAUGGCCAAGGGGGAGAAGUGGAAGAGGUGCCCCCGUUGCAAGUUCUUGGUCGACAAAAGCGAAGGCUGUGUGCACAUGACUUGCAGCCAAACUAUUUCUCGUCGUAUAUGGCACUACCGCAGAGAUAAAAACUAA